UGAUGAUGCACCGCUGGAUCGGUCGCCGCGCUGGCCCGCCACGUGCGCUGGCUGCGCGCUUCUUCUCGCAGGACACCAUCUACGCGCUCUCGUCCGCAGAAGGCCGCGCCGGCGUAGCCAUUGUGCGCAUCUCGGGCCCGAUGGCCGACGCGUGCUUGGCGCAGAUGACGACGACACCGGCGUUGCCCGCGCCGCGCCUGGCGGCGGUGCGUAAGAUCUACCACCCGCAAACCAAGGAGCUCCUCGACUCGGCGAUGGCCCUCCGGUUCCCACAACCCAAGAGCUUUACAGGCGAAGACGUUGUGGAGCUGCAUUUGCACGGCAGUCGACCGGUCGUGACCGGCGUACUCCAAGCGCUCUCGACGAUCCCGACCUGUCGACCGGCCGAAGCCGGCGAGUUCACCGAGCGCGCGUUUGAGAACCACAAGAUGGACCUCAUGCAAGUCGAAGGCCUCGCGGAUCUUCUCAACUCGGAGACCGAAGCACAGCGCAAGCAAGCUCUGCACCAAAUCUCGGGCACCGUCGGCACAGUUUUUGAGGACUGGCGCUCAACGCUGGUGCGCUGCAUGGCCCACGCCGAGGCCAACAUUGACUUUGGCGACGACGAAGACGACGUGACGGACGCAGCGUACGACGCUGUCGUCGACAAGGUGCGCGCGCUGGAUGCGUCCAUUCGCCGCCACCUCGCCGACGGUCGGCGUGGCGAGAUUCUCCGCAACGGCGUUCAAGUCGCGAUUCUCGGGUCGCCCAACGCGGGCAAGUCGAGUCUUCUCAACGUUUUGGCGCAGCGCGACGCAGCCAUCGUGUCGCCGAUUGCAGGCACGACGCGGGACAUUGUGACGGUCCCCCUCAAUCUCGGGGGGUACCCGGUCACGCUCAACGACACGGCUGGGAUUCGCGAGACGAAUGAUGUCAUCGAACAAGAAGGCGUCUCACGCGCGCACAAGUGCCGCGAAGACGCUCACAUCAAGAUCCUCGUCAUCGACAUUCACUCGUCGGUGGAUCCGCAGCUGCUAAAGCUCAUUGACGCCAACACGAUUGUCGUUCUCAACAAGCUCGACCUGGCGACGCGGACGCUGCCGACGCUCCAGGUGCAAGCAGCGGCCAUUUGCCCUAUUUCGUGUGCCGACGGUGCAGGCAUUGACGCCUUUCUCAAGACACUCCAGCAGCGCGUUCAGUCCAUGUUUGCCGGCGUCAACGAUGAUGUACAAGGCCUUUUGAUCACGCGCGAGCGCCACCGCACGCACCUUCAAGACUGCGUGACGCAUCUCGAGGCGUUUUUGAGUCACCCAUACGAGUCGGAACUCGCGGCCGAAGACCUCCGCCGCGCCAUCCACUCGAUUGGCCGCAUCCUUGGGCGCAUCGACGUCGAGGACAUUCUUGACGUCCUGUUCCGCGAUUUUUGCAUUGGCAAGUAAAUAUCAAGACAGUAUCAAGACAGUUUCAAGGGAGCUUUUCAAUCGCGCGCAGUGCGGUUUUGGCCAUGGA
Molecule: messenger RNA, 1488 nt
Organism: Saprolegnia diclina VS20
Lineage: Eukaryota; Oomycota; Saprolegniomycetes; Saprolegniales; Saprolegniaceae
Product: tRNA modification GTPase TrmE
Exons: 12
Biological process (GO): tRNA methylation; tRNA wobble uridine modification
Cellular component (GO): cytoplasm
Molecular function (GO): protein binding; GTPase activity; GTP binding
Source: RefSeq, a predicted model, not a curated record